UUUGCCCAAGGCGUGGUGGUGGCGGUGGAUUCCCGCGCCACGGCCGGUUCCUACAUCGCAUCCCAGACGGUGCAGAAGGUGAUCGAGAUCAACCCGACCCUCUUGGGCACCAUGGCAGGAGGGGCGGCCGACUGCAGCUUUUGGGAACGGCUGCUGGCCCGGCAGUGCAGGGUGUACGAACUGAGAAACAAGGAGCCCAUCUCCGUGGCCGCUGCCUCCAAACUGCUGGCCAACAUGGUGUAUCAGUACAAGGGGAUGGGGCUCAGCAUGGGAACCAUGAUCUGCGGCUGGGAUAAACGAGGGCCAGGUGAGCGGGAUGG
Messenger RNA from Meleagris gallopavo (turkey), 320 nucleotides. Lineage: Eukaryota; Metazoa; Chordata; Aves; Galliformes; Phasianidae. The record is from RefSeq and is a predicted model, not a curated record.